AUGGAAACUGACCACGAACUGUGCCGAUCGCAAAAAGCGAUGGCGGUCGGCGCGUGGACAGCUGGGUGCCUGCUAGCUGUCGCCGCGUGGACAGCUGGGUGCCAGCUAGCUGUCGCCGCGAGGACAGCUGGGUGCCUGCUAGCUGUCGCCGCGUGGACAGCUGGAUGCCAGCUAGCUGUCGCCGCGUGGACAGCUGGAUGCCAGCUGCAAGCUGUCGCCGCGUGGACAGCUGGGUGCCUGCUAGCUGUCGCCUUAGUUCAGGGCGGUAUUGGGUAG
Messenger RNA from Parnassius apollo (apollo), 276 nucleotides. NCBI's taxonomy places the organism in Eukaryota, Metazoa, Arthropoda, Insecta, Lepidoptera, Papilionidae. The record is from the annotation of a GenBank genome assembly.